AUGAGCAGCGUCACCCCCGGUUCAUCCCAGACGUCCUCUAAAGUAGGCAGUCUCGCCGAUGAGAAGCCGGGAAAGCGAUGGAAUGGCUAUGAGGACAAGAAGAUGCCUGAAAAGUUGCUGAAAGGUGCAAUCGCCGGUGAUACGAAACGUACGGCUCCAGGCUUUCUCGAUCUACCAUUGCCUUUUCUCAGUGGUGUUCAUUACCAACAUGAGCUUCAUCAUCUCGUACGCGACGAGGGGGUAUGUUACGAGUCGUUCCACGGCCCGAUACUUUUACCUGACGUUUUUCCCUGUUUCCCCCGUCUCCCGGUUUAG
This is a messenger RNA of Guyanagaster necrorhizus, 315 nucleotides long. RefSeq lists its product as uncharacterized. The coding region runs from base 1 to 315 and encodes 104 amino acids. The transcript has a single exon. The record is from RefSeq and is a predicted model, not a curated record. NCBI's taxonomy places the organism in Eukaryota, Fungi, Basidiomycota, Agaricomycetes, Agaricales, Physalacriaceae.